AUGGCUGCUUCCUUGGUUAGGUGGUUAAGGGGGCUGUAUGUUUUAUUCUUCACAUGUCUCAUCUCUGCUUCUGCUUUUCUAAAUUUGGAGGAAUUAAAUGAGAUGAAAUAUGGGAUUCAAAUUCUGCCCGACCCUGUUAUUAUGGGGCAGGUGGAAGAUGUGAUGUUGGUCUCCAACAAGUACAAGCAGCUGUAUGAGUGCCGCUUGCCUGCGCAGGCUGUGAGGUUCCACCAGGAUCCAGUUCCUGAACCGGACUCUCAGGGCUACAGCGGCCCUAGCAUUCCUGAGCUCCUGAAGCCCAUGCGGACUGCACCCUGCUUGAUUAAGACUAAAGACUGGUGGACCUAUGAGUUCUGCUAUGGUCAGCAUAUUAGACAGUACCACCUGGAAGAUUCUGAGAUUAAGGGUGAUGUGCUUUUUCUUGGUAAUUAUGAGUCUGAAUUUGACUGGGCCAAUGAAACAGCUAAGGCCACCAAGCAGCACAAGCUGAAGAGGUUUCAUAGCCAGUCAUAUGUCAAUGGUUCCAAGUGUGACCUGAACGGAAGUCCUAGAGAAUCAGAAGUCAGGUUUGUGUGUGAGGAAGGUUCCAGCGAUUAUAUAGUCCGUGUGGACGAGCCUCAGUCCUGUCGCUAUGUUCUCACCGUGCACACCUCACGUACAUGCCAACACCCUCUCCUGCGCCCACCCACUUCUGCUAAGCCCCAGGGCAUCGUGUGUCAGCCUGCUCUCAGUGCUCAGCAGUACAUGGACUAUGUCAAAGCUCAAGUCUCUGACACCAAACGAAAAGUGGAGCAAAUCUCAGAGGAGCUCAGGAGCCUGGACGAAAUUUUGUCUGAAAAGAAAAGCGACAGUACAGAAAAUGAUGAUAAAAUAGUGGAGGAGCCUGUAGCACCCGCUGAUGACCAUGCUCCAGAGGGCGAUGAUAAAAAUGCUAUAGUUGAAGAUGGUGAGUCAGUAAGUGAAGAGUUAGGAGAUCAAGAUUUCUGGGAUGGCGUCACCAAACCAGACAGUACACAAUCACAGAACCCUGAGCUACAAGAGUCUGACGAUGCACAAGAUAGCCAGUCUGAUGAUAAUGAUGUAUUUGGUGAUGGAAACUUUAAUUUUAAAAUCAUUACUGACCCUGUAGACCUGAUGAAGUUUGUGCAGCAUCUCCGGGAAAGCAACAGAAAGAAUAAGGAUGGAGAUCUUAAAAACAAGAAGGAACAGUCUUCUCCAUCGACGAGAGACACAGAGAUAGAAAAGAAGCAGCAAAAAGAAAGGAGUGAAGGGGAUGGAGAUGAAGAGGAACAACUGCUUCAGGAGUUUGAAGAGGAAAUAACUGAUGUUUCUGUUCCCUCCUCCAAAAUCGAGGAAAUUAAAGAAGAGCUGCACAAAGAGUUUGACAACAUCAUAGAAGAGGCACAGCAGGAGUUGGAGACUGAAGGUCUUAAGGGGGAAUUUGAUCGCUCUCAGGCAACUCAGACUCUAGAAACCACUUUAGAAAAACUGCUGGAUCGUCUUGAGGAUAAGACAGGACGGGACACAGAGUCAGACUCAGGAACACAUACAGACCAGCACAAAAAUGCUCAAAGCCCCCCUGAGAGGAAGACCGGCUCAGCUCCUGAAGGCACCAGUAACAUUCCCAAAACCCCAGCGCGGGAACUUGGCAGUGAUGAGCAGGUAAAGAUCAGGGUGACUAAGUAUAAAUUGGGUGGAGACGUGGCUGCAGGAGAAGUUGCUGGUGGUGAGGGUGGUGUGAAGGUGCAAGAACUAGGCGAAAGUGACCCCCAGUGGCAGCAGAUUCAGGAUGUGGUCAAAGAACAGCUAGAAAAAGCUGGCAUCAAGGCCGAAGGCAAGAUUGAAGUAAAGAUUUUAACACGUAAAACAGCAGAGGACGCUGGAGACCAGUGGCUAAGUGAAGAGGAUACCAAAUCUUUUAGAGAACUACUCAUAAAUUUAUUGACCGGAGGGACAGAAGAAGUCUACAAGGAGCAGAAGAGACAGCAGGAACUGGAGAACAAUUACAAAUUUGUUUGGGGAGAGAAGCAAGAUGACAGUCAGUCCACUGGAACAAGUGAUUCUGAUGAACUGGAUUUCUAAGACUCUUUUUCAUAUACAUGAACAUUGAACUGUUUGAUUGCUGUACUGCCUUGCUGGGACUGCACUGCACUUGGGAAGUUUAUUUGCCAUCUUAUCUGAAGUCAUAUGAAACCUGAGAGCAUUCAGUCACGUGGGAGUAGCUUGCAUAUUUAAAGCACCUCUGAACAAUUAGAGUUUGGGAUGAAUACACGCAAACAUAUUGGUACCUCAACAGUCAUGGAGGGUGUUACAGUUUCUUUUUAUUGCUGCCUACUCAAUACAAAACUUAAUCCGACAAUAUACAAAUAAACCCCACAGCACAAUUUAGAGGAACAACAAGAGGAAAUGUUCACUGACAGCAAACAUAUUUAUUACCAGCUAUUUCAUUAAGGAAAGUGGGAGGAAAAACUGAUUUGGCAGAUUUCAUACUGCGAUUAGAGAAAUGGGUACAAACGAUGACUUUUGGCACAGCACAGCUUGCUUUUUUACAUUGUCACUCCAGUGAUUACUGCCCAUAUAUAAAUAAACAUGGUUUAAAUGAAUAAACUCACUGCUAAAUAACUUA
Molecule: messenger RNA, 2626 nt
Organism: Trichomycterus rosablanca
Lineage: Eukaryota; Metazoa; Chordata; Actinopteri; Siluriformes; Trichomycteridae
Gene: os9
Product: OS9 endoplasmic reticulum lectin
Exons: 15
Coding region: 1-2082 (693 amino acids)
Biological process (GO): retrograde protein transport, ER to cytosol; endoplasmic reticulum unfolded protein response
Cellular component (GO): endoplasmic reticulum lumen
Source: RefSeq, a predicted model, not a curated record